AGACCACACAAGAGUACGGGUCCGUAGCCAUUUUGGCUCAAGCGAGCCUGGCUUACGGCAGGCCCUCGGGCGCGCGGGCGCGCCCGCCAGAGGCCAUGGUACACUCCGGGUGCGGAGCGGCUUGGGCGUCUGCGUCUGCCCGCACCCUGGCUCGGCGCUUGCGGCGCGCGCGCCGCCAGGAGCUCGGGCUCAGCAGGGCCGCAGCGCUGGCGCAGCGGACCAAGGUCCUGCGGCGUGCGCUGGCGGCGCACUGGCAGCUCGCCGACGUCCUCGGCGGCUUCGCGCCCUGCCACGGCGACGCCUUGGCAGCUGUGAGGCUGCUCGGCGCCGCGCCUGCAGUGCUGAUCGAUGCCCAGUUCGACCUCGAGGAGGGCAACUGGGCGCGGCACGCGCCGCCUCCAGGACAAGCUCGUCUGCGGCCUGUCCCCACCGAAGCGCGCCGCGCUGAGGUUGCCGAGGCGGCCUUGGCGCAGACCCAGGUCCUGGGCGCUGUGCCGCUCGCGGCGCCCCUGGCCUUGGAGCGGCCGCCUGGAGUGUGGCACGAGGUCUACUCGCGCGAGUGGGGCAACGCGCCAGCCGGCGGCGAUGCGAAGGAGCCCUCGGCGCUCUCUGACUUCCGCGUCGAGCCGCGCGCCCUUCCGCUGGCCGAGGUGCUGGCGCCUGGUGCGUGGCAGGGCUUCGACCUCGUCGCGGCGUCCGCGGGCCAGGCCUUUGCGCAGGGGGUUGCGGCGGGCUGGCGGCUCGCUGUUCUGGAGGCUGAGGCCGCGGGCGAGCACCAGCGGGCCGACCCCUACGACCUGUUGCUGGACGCGCUGGGCAUCGAGAGCUGCGACGGCGGGAGCGAGGGCGGCGGCGACGGGGACGACGGCGGCGCCUUCGGGGACCAUACCGUGCCCGCGGCUGGCGAGUCCUCGCCGCUGCUGUUGUCCGUCAGUGGCCGUCUGGGCGAGGCCGUCAGCCACAACGACAGCGACGACGACAGCGUAGGCGGCCAGGGGCAGGAGCAUGCCGACGGCGAUGCUGCUACUGCCUGCUCCGCCACCGCUGCGUCGGCGCUCAGUGGAGCGAUCGCGACCUACCUCGGCGUGAACGAAGCCGCACUCCUCCGUGGAGACGGAGACGACGGUCGAACUGCCGUGGGAUUCGCUGAGCUGGCCGUGCCGACCGAGGACGCCGAGGGCGAAGUGCGGCGAUGGCUCGCCGACUGGUCAAAGGUGGCUCACAUUUGCUCCCUGCAGGAGCAGCUGGGGGCUGCUAAGAAGGAAGUGCAGCUCCUGCGCUGGAAGGCAGGGUGGCUUGAGAUUGACUCCGUCGGGGUGAGGUGCAGGGCAGGCCUGCCGUUCGUCCUCCAAGAGUCUGGGGGCCGCCUCGCCUGGCAUGAGUUCUAGGAGCGGGGGCAGGGACUUCGGCGAGGCCCGUUGUGUGUUUCAGCCCUCACGUGAGGUCAGGCCCGUUUGGCUUUGCAAUGCGUGUGCUGGCCUUACCUCGAGGUUCGUGAGGCCCUUCGUCACUUGUUGAGAGGGUGGGCCUCGCGUCUCAUUUGCAGCGAGGCAGACUUCCUGGCCGUGCUUUGCGUGCCUCAGUCUCCGCUGCUGUCUUGAUUUCUUUGAAAUCUUGCGCUUCGCGCGUUUGGCGCUUCGCGCCCUCCCCUGCGGAGGCUCCUUCGGGGCCCCUAGGGUUGGCCCUUGAGGCCCUGGGGCCAACGGGCUCCGUGGGCCUCGGGCUCCUUUUAGCCUUCAUAGGCCCCGCAGCUCACAGCUCACAGCUCACACAGGAGUACGGCAGACCCCACAUGAGCACGUACAAACGCUGGCGUCCAGAGCUUGACGACAAACACUG
Molecule: messenger RNA, 1839 nt
Organism: Prorocentrum cordatum
Lineage: Eukaryota; Dinophyceae; Prorocentrales; Prorocentraceae
Source: the annotation of a GenBank genome assembly